AUGACACGAAUUUCUCGCAUCUCUCAUCAGCGGCUUCUAGCGCUCGUUGUGUUAUUGAUGACUAGUAGAGUUAUUGCGGUCGCUGGUGCGGAUAAUGAUAAUGACAGUGCGGUCGUUUCAUUGACAUCCGCCACCUUUGAACACGAAACCCAAGCUUCCACUGGUCAGACCACUGGCAAGUGGCUGGUCAAAUUCUAUGCUCCUUGGUGUGGACAUUGCAAGUCUUUGGCACCUGUUUGGGAAGACUUGGCCACUGUGGUUGCCAAUACAGAAGAAGAAAUGACCGACUUUGUGAUUGCCAAGGUGGAUUGUACCGAAGAACGGGACGUCUGCAAUCGAUUUGAAGUGCGAGGUUUUCCUACAUUAAAGCUGAUUGCCAAUCAUCAAGUCUAUGACUAUAAAGGUGGAAGAACCUUGGAGGAUCUCAAGGCUUUUUUGAAAAGUGGCGACUUUGGAGAAGGAAAUCCAGUUCCAAGUCCUCCUUCGUGGGUACAACAAAAGAUGGCAGAAAACAAAUUCUUGGCGGCACUCAACGAAGACUUUAAUCAUAUUGUCAAGUAUAGAAAAAACGCGGCGGCUGUUUUGGUUGGAAUGGGUGUGAUUUGGGGAAUGCUGAUAGUGGCGUUUUUCCAAAUGAUCUUUGGUGGUGGUGGUGGUAGUAGCAGUAGGAAGACUUCCAAGGCCAAGAAGGAGUAG
Messenger RNA from Cylindrotheca closterium, 696 nucleotides. Lineage: Eukaryota; Bacillariophyta; Bacillariophyceae; Bacillariales; Bacillariaceae. The record is from the annotation of a GenBank genome assembly.